GUCCAUAACGUGGCGAGAAAAUUAGAGUGUUCGUCUUUAUCAAAUAAAUUAGUCAAUUUUGAGUCGUGGAGCCUAAUUUUUUUUAGUAAACUUUCUGGAUUUUUUCCACGAUUUCGAAAAACGUCUCAGAAGAAAAAAAAAUGGAGGACACGAAGACCUUGACCUUUCCUCUGGAUCCUCAAAGUGAGAAGUUCAUAACUUUGGCAUUGUUCACAAAUGUGAAAAACACGGCUGAAAUAAGGGACAAAUUGUUGUCUGGAGAGCUGCGGUGUUGUUUACUAAAACCGGCUCUGAUAAUAGAUCCCUUCCAAGUGGCCGUCGCAGCAAAUAAAGCCGUAUGUGCAGAAAUGUUUGGAGAUCUUGUGACGAAAUCGGUUUUUACUGAAACCUUGUACAAUUUAUCGAUAACGAAGAGUAUUUCGAAGGCUUUGAAUCUUUUUGGGAGCGUUGAUAACGAUACGGACAUCAUGGUGGGAUUGAUCCACAAAGAUGGUGCGCAGGAAGCUGGGAUGAAGAGUAUUUUGGAGCUGAUUCAAGGAGAGCAAGUUCCAGUUUCUAGACUUGGAGAUUUUUCGGAUUUGGAAAAAAUUCAGAAGAUUUAUAAAAUUAACGAGACUGAGUUGCAAGUGUCGACUUUAGUGGACUCGAUUGCGACUAGAAUUAGCGUGAAGGAUUUUGUAUCUUUCUAAAAAUUUUGUGUUUCUUGAAAAUAC
Molecule: messenger RNA, 713 nt
Organism: Belonocnema kinseyi
Lineage: Eukaryota; Metazoa; Arthropoda; Insecta; Hymenoptera; Cynipidae
Product: EKC/KEOPS complex subunit Tprkb-like
Exons: 2
Coding region: 141-689 (182 amino acids)
Biological process (GO): telomere maintenance via recombination; tRNA threonylcarbamoyladenosine modification
Cellular component (GO): EKC/KEOPS complex; nucleus; cytosol
Source: RefSeq, a predicted model, not a curated record